Messenger RNA from Necator americanus (New World hookworm), 399 nucleotides. RefSeq lists its product as uncharacterized. The record is from RefSeq and is a predicted model, not a curated record. NCBI's taxonomy places the organism in Eukaryota, Metazoa, Nematoda, Chromadorea, Rhabditida, Ancylostomatidae. The transcript is spliced from 4 exons. Bases 1 to 399 code for a protein of 132 amino acids.
AUGGCCCACCAGACCCGGUGUGGCCGGUUUGUUGCUACCAUCUGUAGGACACUCACUGAUGGCAUUGAAAGAGACAACAUAGCAUGGUCAACACGACGUGAAGUAGAGGUGAUUCAAAACGCCCGUGAAAACGAAAUGACUCAGAUUGAAACUAGUGUUCCCUUCGCAUUCAUGGAUUUUCUGCGACAAGAAAGUACGGAACAAACAAUAUCUUCACCUCUUCCCAACCUCUCUGACCAUGUGGACAUGCGGGCAACUCCCGUCGGCAAAGAUGUGAUAGUUGGCCUGCAAUCGUCUCAACGAGUCAUUGUUGGAGUUUUACUAUAUUGUGGAAGACGAAGAGUUGAGUUUGUAGAGGUUCUAACAUUGACGAAGAUCUACUGGAACCCAAGCUGCUAA